Molecule: messenger RNA, 1392 nt
Organism: Moneuplotes crassus
Lineage: Eukaryota; Ciliophora; Spirotrichea; Euplotida; Euplotidae
Source: the annotation of a GenBank genome assembly
CCUACAAUGUCAAGUAUUAUUUACGAAGACCAGAACCCAAACAGAGAUUCUGCUUCUCGCUUCAGCAAUAUUUUCUAUACGACUCCGCUUAGGAAGAGAUAUGGAAAAGAGAAUGUUCUUAACAAUAGCCAGGACAUCAUUGAGAAGACUCCAGACCCAUCCAUAAUAAUAGAGAGAAAGUCAGGAGUUAAGAGUUUCGGAAAGAAAGGACUCAGCAGCCCUCAGGCAUACAAAAUGACAACAAUGACUAAGAAGUAUAAGACCAGAGGCUCUUCAGAUAAACAGUUGUUCUCAUUCGUCUCAAGCGAAAAAGACACUACGGACACCCAUGGGAGGAUAAAGAGCUCCAAAAAUGUAUCAAUGUUACCAAUGAAUGAAGAACUUCAUGACCUUGAGAUCGAAAGUGUUAGCUCAGGCCAAUCCUCUAAGAAGGAUGCUAAGUAUAGUACGCUUAGACUAAACAAAUCAACUAAAGAAAUUUCAAGACUCAAGAAAGAAUUAAAGGAAAAUCACCAACCUAUGGUGGUUGAUUAUUCUUCAGGACCGAUCCAAGAUAUGGACAUUUCAGCAACAAUGGCGCUUAGGGAGAACCUUAUAAAAAUAACUAACUUGCUCUACAUUAAGAAAAAGUGAAAUGGGUCCGAAAUGAGGCCAUUGGAAACUUCAACAUCCCCCAGCCAAAGAAGCACCUAUAAUAGAAUUCGCUGUAAGAGCCCAAAACAUAAAAGGCUUGGAUCUGAGACAAGAUUAACUGGAAUUCCAAACUCGCAGCUUAGUCUUCUUGAACUUUCUGAGAAGAUCCUUAAGAAGGCUGAGAAGAUAAGCGAACAAGAGAAGUCGAAGAUUCACCACGAAUUUCCUCUGAGAAACAAGAUCAAAUUCCUAGAGACUGAAAACCAGAGAAUUAGUCAAAGUUAUGAGAUCAGAAUUAAAGAGCUUGAGUCUCAACUUGCUAGAAAGAAGAAGAGAGGAGUCUCUAGAAAAUCUAGAGCCAGCAAAGAAGACGGUGUCUAUACUAAAGGCCAGCAAAAACAAAUGGUCGAAGAUUAUGAAAAUGUCCUUUUAGUCUUGAAUGAGAAACACAUUACUUUAGCCGAAGAUUUCCCAGAUUACAAUGCGGUUGUUGAUGAGAGUAAGUUGAGCACUUCUGAAAUGCUUCAAGAGAUGCUUGAUUACCUUCAUAAGAAAACAAAUGUGGAGAAGCCGAGAAAGACAGUGAAAGAGGCACAUUUUAAAGAUGCUAUAGAGUCUUCAAUGAAUCCUCAGAGAAAUUCACAGUUCUUUUGUCCUAAAAUGACUUUUGAGCCAAACAGAUUCAAAGGCGACAGCGUGCACAACUCAGUCGGAGUUAAAGUUUCCAAAAUUGACGAAGACGACUCCUUAUAAAGGAUA